GCGUGCUCUCUCCCUCUCUCUCUCAAAUAAAAUCUUUUUAAAAAAGGAAAAGAAAAAUAACAAUAGUUGGAUUCAGUUCUUACCUACAUAUUAUUCCUAAAACACCUUAAAGCCAAUCCUUUGUUAUGGCCAGGUGAAAUCAUACUGUGUACUUGACCAGAUGUCUUUAUUUCUUAUUGACUAUGUCUCUUUCAUCAGUAUUUUCCAAAGAUUGUUUCUAGGAAUGGUAAGAUUGAAGUUGUUCCACAGGAAGGUGCUCCUGCGAAAAAGUAUUUUGGGGAAUACAGCACAAUAUCUCCCUGUCUUGGUGAUUUUUAGUUCAUAUAAAUAUAAUAAAACCUCUAGUAAAUUCUACAAAAAAGUAACCUCUUUAACUUCAUUUAGCCUAGUGUUUCUUAGGUUUGUUUGAUUGGAAUUUUUUAAAAUAAAAAUAAAAUUAUUCUCACCAUACCUGUGACUUUUAUAUGUCCUUGCCAAAGGAAAGAGUAGUAUAUCAAACUUAUUAUUUAAGAUUUCUCUCUAAAUAAGAAGGAGGAAGAGAAAGAGAUAUUCAAGUUAAAGUUUGUUUUGUUUCUCCUUGACUAGUGGUAUUAUUGACAGAGGUUGACAAACUCACCAAAGAUGCUCAACAUGCCUUGCGUAGAACCAUGGAAAAGUAUAUGUCCACUUGCAGAUUGAUCUUGUGUUGCAAUUCUACAUCUAAAGUGAUACCACCUAUUCGUAGUAGGUGCCUGGCAGUUCGUGUGCCUGCUCCCAGCAUCGAAGAUAUUUGUCAUGUGUUAUCUACUGUGUGCAAGAAGGAAGGUCUGAAUCUUCCUUCACAGCUGGCUCAGAGACUUGCAGAGAAGUCCUGCAGGAAUCUCCGAAAAGCCCUACUUAUGUGUGAAGCCUGCAGAGUACAACAAUAUCCUUUUACUGCAGAUCAAGAAAUCCCUGAAACAGAUUGGGAGGUGUAUCUCAGGGAGACCGCCAAUGCUAUUGUCAGUCAGCAGACUCCACAAAGGCUCCUCGAAGUUCGUGGAAGACUUUACGAGCUUCUAACUCAUUGUAUUCCUCCUGAAAUAAUAAUGAAGGGCCUUCUCUCAGAACUUUUACAUAAUUGUGAUGGACAACUGAAAGGGGAAGUGGCCCAGAUGGCCGCUUACUAUGAACAUCGUCUACAGCUGGGUAGCAAAGCCAUUUAUCACUUGGAAGCAUUUGUGGCCAAAUUUAUGGCACUUUAUAAGAAGUUCAUGGAGGAUGGAUUGGAAGGCAUGAUGUUUUGACGUCUUGAUGUCUAUCCUUAAUUCUUCCUAAUAUUUCUCAGUAUCAGCAUUUACAUUCAGUUUGUAUUGGAAGAGCUGCAGGUAAAAUAAACUAACUUUACUUAAUCAUG
Ailuropoda melanoleuca (giant panda) is the source of this 1375-nucleotide messenger RNA. It is a transcript of the gene RFC3, whose product is annotated as replication factor C subunit 3. NCBI's taxonomy places the organism in Eukaryota, Metazoa, Chordata, Mammalia, Carnivora, Ursidae. Gene Ontology annotation, molecular function: DNA clamp loader activity; DNA binding. The transcript has 5 exons. Gene Ontology annotation, cellular component: nucleus; DNA replication factor C complex. Bases 648 to 1265 code for a protein of 205 amino acids. Gene Ontology annotation, biological process: DNA-templated DNA replication; DNA repair. The record is from RefSeq and is a predicted model, not a curated record.